GUGACCUUCGAGGAGGUGGCUGUGUAUUUCACCAGGGAAGAGUGGGCUCUGUUGGACCCCGCUCAGAGAGCCCUCUACAGAGCCAUCAUGCAGGAGAACUAUGACACUGUGACCUCGCUGGGGUUUCCAGUCUCCCAUUCUGACGCGGUUUCCGAGCUGGAGCGGGGGGAGGAGCCGUGGGUCCUGGAUCUCCAGGAAAGAGAGAUCCUGAGAGGUGACGGGAUGGUGAGUGAGAACACGGAGUCGAUGUCUCAGCAGGAAGAGGCUGAGGGAGUGGAAGCACAUAGGGGAUUAUCGCAAAGAUCUAAAAGGAAUGCGUCCAUGUGUCGUGAGCAGGGAAAAGCCUGUGAGAGUCAGCGCAGGCCAGGGACGCAGCAGGACAACCAGUCAGGGGAGAAAGCUGGUGAAUCUAUUAAUUGUGAGGGAAUGCACAAGGACCUCAAGGAAUCCACAGCCCAGCAGAGAACCCUCAUGGGAGAUAGAAACAACACAUUUACUGAGCGUGGGGAAAACUUCAGUAACCGCUCAGUCCUUAUUACCCAUGAGAGAAUCCUCGUGAAAGAGAGACUCUAUGAAUGCAGUGAGUGCGGGAAAACCUUCACUCGGAGCUCACACCUUAUUAGACAUCAGAGAAACCAUACGGGAGAGAAGCCCUAUGAGUGCUGUGAGUGUGGGAAAAGCUUCAGUCAGAGUUCAGACCUUAUCAGACACCAGCGAAGUCACGUGGGAGAGAGACCAUACGAAUGCUGUGACUGCGGGAAAAACUUUAUUUACCGCUCAGAUCUUAUUAGACACCAGAGAAUCCACUCCGGACUCAGACCCUACGAAUGUGGUGAGUGUGGGAAAAACUUCAGCGACCGCUCAGACCUUCUUACGCACCAGAGAAUCCACACGGGAGAGAGACCCUAUGAGUGCUGUGAGUGCGGGAAAACCUUCACUCGGCGUUCACACCUUGUUAGGCAUCAGAGAAGCCACACAGGGGAGAAACCCUAUGAAUGCUGUGAGUGCGGGAAAAGCUUUGCUGACAGCUCAGCCCUUAUUAAUCAUCAGAGAAUCCACACGGGAGAGAGACCCUAUGAAUGCAGUGAGUGCGAGAAAACCUUCAUUGACAGCUCAGCCUUUAGUAAACAUCAGAGGAUCCACAAAAAAGAGAGACCCUAUGAGUGCUGUGAGUGUGGGAAAAGCUUCAACGUGAGCUCAGCCCUGGUUAGACAUCAGAGGAUCCACACAGGAGAGAGACCCUAUAGAUGCUCCGAGUGUGGGAAAAGCUUCCAUCAGAGGUCACACCUCAUUUAUCAUCAGAGAAUCUGCAAAGGAGAUCAACAACAUACAGAUCUUGCUUCUGCCAACAUAGUAGAGAGAGAGAGCGGGCCUGGAGCAGAGGGCUUGGUGCUGAGGUCUGAACCAGAGGCUGUGAACCAAAGCUGCAGAAUGACGUCCAUGUCUCGCUCCAGCUCAUCCCGUCCUCCCAUGGGACAGGGAAGAAAAAUGGCUGCAGUGGAGUCAGUUCAGGGGCCGGUGACCUUCGAGGAGGUGGCUGUGUAUUUCACCAGGGAAGAGGGGGCUCUGCUGGACCCCACUCAGAGAGCCCUCUACAGAGCCGUCAUGCAGGAGAACUAUGAGAAUGUGACCUCGCUGGGCUUUCCAGUUUCCAAACCUGAUGUGAUCUCCCAGCUGGAACAAGGGGCAGAGCCGUGGGUCCCAGACCUCCAGGGUUCAGGGGAAAGAGAGAUCCUGAGAGGUCCCUGCACAGCAGGUGAUGCGAUGGUGAGUGAGAAUGAGGAGCAGAAUUCUCCGCAGAAAGAUGCUGAGCAAGUGGAACCACACAGAGCAUUAACGCAAACAUCCGAAGGGAAUGUCUCCAGGAGUCAUGAGCAGGGAAUAGCCUGUGAGAUUCAGCAGACACCAGAGAGAGAGCAGGGAAACCAGCCAGGGGAGAAAUUGGAUAAAUUCAUUUGCUCUCGGGGAACUCACAAGGACCUCAAGGAAACCACAGCCCAGCAGAAAAUCCUCAGGGGUCAGAGAAAAAAUACAUCCACUGAGUGUGGGAAAAGCUUUAGGGACCACUCAGUCCUUCUUGCACAUCAGAGAAUACACAGAGGAGACAGACCCUAUGUAUGCUGUGAGUGCGGGAAAACCUUCAUUCGGCGCGCUCACCUUUUUACACAUCAGAGAAUCCACACAGGUGAGAAACGCUAUGCAUGCUGUGAGUGCAGGAAAAGCUUCACUGAUCUCUCAUCCCUUAUCUCUCAUCAGAGAGUCCACACGGGAGAGAAACCCUAUGAAUGCUGGGAGUGCGGGAAAAGCUUCUCUCAGAGCUCAACCCUCAUUACACAUCACAGAAUUCACACAGGACAAAGACCCUACGAAUGCUGUGAGUGCGGAAAAACCUUCACUCAGAGCUCACACCUUACUAUACAUCAGAAAAUCCACACAGGAGAGAAACCCUAUGUAUGUUGUGAGUGUAGGAAAAGCUUCACUCUGAGGUCGCACCUCAUUCGGCAUCAGAGAAUCCACACAGGAGAGAAACCCUUUGAAUGCUGUGAGUGUGGGAAAAACUUCACUCUGAGCUCAGACCUUACUACGCAUCAGAGAAUCCAUACGGGAGAGAGACCUUAUGCAUGCUGUGAGUGCGGGAAAAGCUUCACUCGGAGUUCAGCCCUGACUAGACAUCACAGAAUCCACACGGGAGAGAGACCCUAUGAAUGCUGUGAGUGCGGGAAAAGCUUCACUCGGAGCUCAGCCCUUACUAGACAUCAGAGAAUACACACAGGGGAAAGACCCUAUGAAUGCUGUGAGUGCGGGAAAAGCUUCACUAACAACUCAAGCCUUAUUACGCAUCAGAGAAUCCACACAGGGGAAAGACCCUAUGAAUGCAGGGAGUGUGGAAAAAGCUUCACUGACAGCUCACACCUUACUAAACAUCACAAAGUCCACACUGGGCAGGGACUCUAUGAAUGCGGUGAAUGUGGAAAAAGCUUCACGGAUAGCUCAGCCCUUCUUAAACAUCACAGAAUCCACACGGGAGAGAGACCCUACGUAUGCUGUGAGUGUCGGAAAGCCUUCAGUCAGAGCUUUGAGCUUACUAGACAUCAGAGAAUCCACACGGGGGAGAGACCUUAUGGAUGCUGUGAGUGCGGGAAAAGCUUCAUUCAGCACUCACACCUCAUUAGGCAUCAGAGAAACCACACAGGUGAGAGACCCUAUAAAUGCGGUGAGUGCGGGAAAAGCUUCACUCAGAGCUCAGACCUCAUUAUACAUCAAAGAAUGCACACGGGGGAGAGACCUUACGUAUGCUCUGAGUGCGGGAAAACCUUCAUUCAGCAUUCACACCUCAUUAGACAUCAGAGAAACCACACGGGUGAGAAACCCUAUGAGUGCUGUGAGUGUGAGAAGACCUUCAUUCAGCUGUCAGAACUUACUCGACAUGAAAGAAUCCACACAGGAGAGAAGCCCUAUGAAUGCCGUGAGUGUGGGACAAGGUUCACUCAGAGCUCAUCCCUUAAAUAUCAUCAGAGAAUCUGCAAGGGAGAGAAACUCCAUAAAAACCUCACAGGCUAGCCAGACAUUUUUUUCUUUAAUACUUUUGCUAAUUUCCAUAUAGUAACCUUUAAGUCUGUUUGAACCAUUUGCAGCACCAUUAUCCCUCAGCUUGUCCAGAAGAGUUGCCCAUUUUUGCCUUUUGCAUUUCGCCCUGUUUUGGAGUGGACCCGGUUGUCCUUGCUAUCAACUCCAUUGUCCCAGGAGUAAUGGGAGUGCGUCCCUUCUUCCAGGAAACAAGGAGCAUCACAUUUAUACUGUUCCUCCUAUUGUAAAGUUAUUAUUAGGGUCAUCCAUGAUACAGAUUGUUUCAUUCUCAGUUGUUCUCACGUUGCUCUGGGUUGUGCUGAAGAGCCGUUAUUUUUGGACCUUUUCCCCCCGUUAUAUUUAAAUGUAUUUUAAAUGAAGAGGAGCAGUGGCAGGGAAAAACGUGUCAUUUCAGCCUCGGUGACACUGGAAGGAGAUGGGGUGACUCACAGAGAUUCCUUCCUUCCCCAUCACUGCAGAACUGUUACCUCCUGUCUGAGCCAGGCAGAGUUUAUCUUCAUCACAUUCUGUCCCUCUACUUCUCAGUGUCAUGUGGUGCAGUGUUCUCAGCUGUCUGUGUUUGGAGAUGACGCUUUGACUUCUUUAAUCCUAUAGCAGAGUCACUAUGACUGGAGAUGAAAAUGUCAAAGACCUGGAAGGGGAAUUCAAAUGGAUCCCAAACACAAUGGGAUUAUUUGCAGUUUAAAUCCCAGUUUCCAACUAUUGGCCAAGCCACUUGGGGGAAGGUUGGCUGUAUUUUCCUCCAUUAUGACGAUACUAAAAUGCUAAAACUUUUCUAAAUUACAUAACUCGACAGUGCUGAAUGAAGCAGGUUUGAAUGGAUCAGAGGAGAAUGUGGUGGGAGAAUCUCUUGUCCCAAUUGUGAGUUAUUAGAUGUAACCUGCUCUGGCAUUUCACUCGACACUUUCACUGUCAUGUAUUCUGUCUCUGUGAUGUGGGUUUCUAUCUUUCCUGAAAAGUUGUUUGGUCGCCCAAUUGGAUAUUAGUUUACUUUGAUGAGACAUAGCUCAGAUUUAUUUGAGAUUUUGAGACAAAUGACCAUUUGCUAAAGUCAUUACUUCUCACUUCAGUGUUGCUUUUUCCCCACCCCUCCAUGAUGACGUGGAGAAAGUUCAAGUGGAGUUCAGUCAACAGGAGAGAACUCUCCAAUUUACUGGACACGCUAACAAAGAAGCAGCAGUGAUUUUAAAUCUCCAGUGGGAAAUGGUGAACAACAGCAGAAUCCCAACUAACUGAAGCAAGUGCAGAUGACCACAGUGGAGUUCAAUUGUUUAAGCCAGUGGUUCUCAAACUUCAUUGCACCGUGACCCCCGUCUGACAACAAAAAUUAAUCCAUGACAUGCCCCUCCCCCGAUGGAUGCUGAAGCCCAGGGCGGCAGGACAGUAGCCCAAGCUCUGCUCUGCAGAGUGGAUGAAGCCACACCCGAGUCCUGCCGUGUGUGUGUGUGUUGGGGGAGGAAUGAAGCUGCACCCCAAGUCCUGCCAUAUGAGGGGGCUGAAGAUGCAGAAUAGCUGCAGAAAAAUAUCUAUUUUUGAAUAGAAACUCCACCUCUGGUAACUUACCAAGAUUCUUGUCCAGGCCUUUAGCUAGUUCCUAAGUUAAAGAAACACUGGGCAUGUUUGGGGAAGCCGUUCCGCACUAGCACUGCUGAGUUUUUUGAGUGGUUUGGUAAAGGGUUCUACUUCAGAGAAGUGUAAAUGUACCCUAGCCAAGGCCAAUGAUUCGGGGAAAAAAAAGGGGGCAGAAAUAGUACACACCCAGUUCUUAGUUUUCACCCGGUAAAAGCUGCUAUGGCGACGAAUGGCCCAAGGAAAAUUGUUUGUACAGCUCCACUUCCUAGUUAAGUGUCACAGAUUACAGUCUCAAAGGAUGCCAGGGUUAGAUUGAGAACAAUCAUCUUUCACCGUUUGGAUCUAAAGUUUCAUGAGGCAAAGAGAGAGAGAGUCCUUCCGAGGACAUUCCUUCCCUGUGAAUCCCAAAGUGGCUGCCACUUCCAUGCUGUGGAAAUGAUGGUAAGCAAUGAGGGAAUUAAGGUGUCAGGCUCCAAUUGCAGACUGUGGGAUACACGAAUAUUAGAGCUCUGAUCUAUGGGUUUUUGUCUUAGUGCUCGUCUACACUUAAAAUGCUACAUUGGCACAGCUGCACCAGUGGAACUGCGCCACUAGUGCUUGAAUGAAGAAGCUCUAAGGAGAAGGGAGAGAGGUCUCCAGUCAUCUUAGAUAAUCCACCUCCCCAGGAGGCGGUAGCUUUGUCAGCAGGAUAAGCUCUCCCGCUGAUAUGGCCCUGUGUACAGGGGCGGGAGGGGUAAUACUCUGUAUCUCAAAGCACCCUGGAAUCCCCAUAUUCACCACUGUCAUAUGAUGGACAUGUUUUGUACAAUGCAGGCCUUGUGAAGUAUCAUUUAAGUCUUGGUCUGUUGAACCUUAAUACCUUGUGAAUUGUAGGUACAAUCCUUGUAUGUGAAGUUGUGAAGUACUGCUCUAUGUGUUACUUUAAUACGUUGUGAGGUUGGGAAACGCCCAGAGCCAGCCUUUCUACUGCAACAAGCGAGAAGCUAUCACUGGCCAGACAGGCAUUGAUGGCCCACCAAGAAGAAUCCACUCUCCCAGAGGCUCCUUAGAGAGGGAACAUAUGCCUAACCCAGGGGUUGGCAACCUUUCAGAAGUGGUGGGCCGAGUCUUCACUUAUUCACUUUAACUUAAGGUUUCGCAUGCCAGUAAUACAUUUUAACGUUUUUUAGAAGGACUCUCUCUAUAAGUCUAUAUUAUAUAACUAAACUAUUGUUGUAUGUAAAGUAAACAAGGUUUUCAAAAUG
This is a messenger RNA of Malaclemys terrapin pileata, 6404 nucleotides long. Its product is annotated as zinc finger protein 420-like. Bases 88 to 3561 code for a protein of 1157 amino acids. Lineage: Eukaryota; Metazoa; Chordata; Testudines; Emydidae. The transcript has 9 exons. Gene Ontology annotation, biological process: negative regulation of transcription by RNA polymerase II. Gene Ontology annotation, molecular function: DNA-binding transcription repressor activity, RNA polymerase II-specific. The record is from RefSeq and is a predicted model, not a curated record.